Messenger RNA from Drosophila novamexicana, 1054 nucleotides. RefSeq lists its product as uncharacterized. The transcript has 4 exons. The record is from RefSeq and is a predicted model, not a curated record. The coding region runs from base 53 to 997 and encodes 314 amino acids. NCBI's taxonomy places the organism in Eukaryota, Metazoa, Arthropoda, Insecta, Diptera, Drosophilidae.
CAGGGAUCGCAGCUUGAUUGUGCUUUGGGGCAGGGUAUCGGAUAACAGUUAAAUGAUGGAACCGCACCUGGCCAUACGCCCGCAGGGCUUCGAUAUUGAGCAACUGCGUCAGAUUGUGUCCCAAUCAUGCCUGAAGGAAAAAACCCAAUUUAUCCACACCAGCGACAAUGUGCUAGAGCUAAUUGAGGCCUUUGGCCAGCUGAUGUCGCGGGAGGAGAUCGAAUUCGGCGCCGAGCCGCUGGCCGCACUGCACGUGGCCGGCAUGAUGCUCUACAUGCUGCAUCACAACGAUCUGAGCAGCACCCAGGUGCAGCGCACCUUGUUCAUGCAGCGCUGCUUCGACUACAUGGCCUGCACCGAGGAGACGCAUGUGCAUGAGCUGUGCACCCAGAUCCUGUCGCUGCUGGAUAUCAACGAGUCGGACAAUAUGCUCAAUAUGAUCACCUGCUGCCGCAAUGCCAGCCCGUUGGGCACCAUGGCCCAGAUCGUGAGCACCUGCCUCCUCUGGGCUAUGCUCGACAAGCUGACCGAUCUGGGCUUCGAUACAUAUCGGCUGCGCGCCUAUCCCGAACUGAUGAUGGCCAUUGCCAUGGUCAAUCCGCUGGUCUAUUUGCAAAACUAUCUACACUCCCUGAAUCUGAUUGUGCGCGUGAUUGCCGCUCUGCUCGUUGCCGGACCCUAUGGCUCCACGGAGAAGCUGCGCAACGAGGUGGGCGUGCCGCAGGAUAUGCUCGAGUUUCCCAAUGCCGAUGCUGCCGUGCUCUUUCGCUGGCUCAACACCAUUGUCGAGGAGCUGCGCGAUGAGCUGCAGCUGCGCGACGGUCAUGUGCAGGAGCGCAUGAUUGUCCUGGAGACAUCCUGUGAGCUCAUGAAGCUGGUCCAUGUGCAUCUCGCCGAGUUCUAUCAGCGCCUCUACAGCAUUGCUGACUUUGAGGAUGAUGGCUUUGUGUCGGAUCAUCAGUGCGACAACGAUGAGGAUUUCGAAUGGUUGUUAUAAUUUUCCACAAAAAUUGAGGUUAUGUGCACGCCCUUGCAAUAAAUGAGCAUUAAUAUA